Molecule: messenger RNA, 474 nt
Organism: Oikopleura dioica
Lineage: Eukaryota; Metazoa; Chordata; Appendicularia; Copelata; Oikopleuridae
Source: the annotation of a GenBank genome assembly
AUGGCUGGAGUAGUCGGAACGGCCCACAGCUGCGCAAAUCCAAACACAAACGUCUGGAACUCAAGAGGCAUUUGGAUAUCCUACGUCCUCGUCGUUCUCUUGCUUCACUUCAUUAUUCUUUGCAUUCCAGCGAAAGUACUCACUGUCGAGUGGUGCUGGACAAUAACAAAUGUCGUGCAUUCGAUUCUCAUGUACCUGCUCAUGCAUUCCGUCAAAGGAACGCCUUUCCACACUACAGAUCAAGGAUCCAGUAGAUUUUUGACUGGAUGGGAACAAAUGGACGGCGAAGAGCAGUUCACCGAAGCACGCAAAUUCUUUCUCUCCGCCUCCAUUGUUCUCUAUUUACUCGCUUCUUUCUACACCAAAUACGAGUACGAACACUUCCAGUGGAACACCGCCGCCCUGUUAUUAAGUGUACUUCCCAAGCUCCCACAAUUCCAUCGCGUCCGCGUUUUCGGCAUCAACCGAUACUGA